This is a messenger RNA of Ceraceosorus bombacis, 846 nucleotides long. NCBI's taxonomy places the organism in Eukaryota, Fungi, Basidiomycota, Exobasidiomycetes, Ceraceosorales, Ceraceosoraceae. The record is from the annotation of a GenBank genome assembly.
CUGAAAUCCUGAUGAGCGCAGUUGGUGUCCGCACCUGAGAAGAUUCGACGCUGGGAAAUGGAGAGCAGGAGAGCUCAGCAGGUCAGGUGGGAAGCGCUCAGUAGGAGUAGCUCGGACCCGGUGAGCUUAGUAGCGAAGCAAGACCUGCAGGUCAUAAAGUAGCCAGCAGUAGAGACCUCUUAUGAAGCGUCGCUCCGCACGAGGAUUUGCUGUCGUGGAGCGGAAUGCGGGGGCAUGCGAAGAGGCUUGCUUCAUCAAGCGCCGGUGCGUGCGGAUUUGUCGGGUGGAGGCAGGCCAGCAGCAGCGCAGGGAUCGAGGUCCUGCAUGCGCGGGGAAACCGGUCGCGGCCUAUGCAUGACCCUGCUAGCUGAUCGAUGCUGCGCUGCUCUCCUCCUCUCAUCGCAGCUACAUCUCGUCCAGACGGCGACUGCACAUCAUUCAACAAAGGUGCCAGCGUUCAUCACGGAUCGCCACGACAUCCACUCCAAGCGUCUGAAUCCCCAGGACCACUUGCGCGUCGGACAUCACGGGCAACCCUGUGCGAAAGCCGAGAUUACAUCACGCUUCAAGCGCCCGACCAAGCAGGCGCCUUGCAGGUCGUAACUCUGUCGCGUUGGAUGACUGCCGAGACUGAUUGAGAUUGACACUCCUUAGCAGAACAAAAGCGUCCACGGCUGCAUCUGGGAGGUCAUCCUGACACCGCACACGCGCAUUUGGAGGGAUAAAAGGCAGAAUCAUGUUCGAUUCGCAAAGCCGUGACAAGAGUACAAGUGGUCCGAUCGGGACUGUGGCGAUUUCGAGCAAAUGCUGAGAGUGUGGCGUAGAGAGGCGCUGUCCCUCGCUUGU